Rhea pennata is the source of this 5529-nucleotide messenger RNA. RefSeq names its product adaptor related protein complex 4 subunit epsilon 1 (gene AP4E1). The record is from RefSeq and is a predicted model, not a curated record. Lineage: Eukaryota; Metazoa; Chordata; Aves; Rheiformes; Rheidae. Gene Ontology annotation, cellular component: AP-4 adaptor complex; membrane coat. Gene Ontology annotation, biological process: intracellular protein transport; vesicle-mediated transport. The coding region runs from base 1 to 3447 and encodes 1148 amino acids. Gene Ontology annotation, molecular function: cargo adaptor activity. The transcript is spliced from 21 exons.
AUGAGCGACGUGGUGGAGCGGACGCUGAGCGCGCUGCCCGGGCUGCUGGGGCAGCACGACCCGGGCGCCGGGCCGGGCGGCGCCGCCGGCCCCGGCAGGGCCUCGGCCACCUCGCGGCUCGGGAGCCUGAUCCGCAGCAUCACGGCGCUCACCUCCAAGCAUGAAGAAGAAAAACUAAUUCAGCAGGAACUAAGCAGUUUGAAAGCCACAGUUUCUGCCCCCACCACAACACUUAGACUGAUGAAAGAGUGUAUGGUGAGACUCAUCUAUUGUGAAAUGCUGGGGUAUGAGUCUUCCUUUGGAUACAUCCAUGCAAUCAAGCUAGCACAACAGGGAAAUCUUUUGGAAAAAAGAGUUGGUUACUUGGCAGUUUCUUUAUUUCUCCAUGAAAAUCAUGAACUGCUACUUCUGCUUGUGAACACAGUUGUGAAGGAUUUACAGAGCACUAAUCUAGUAGAGGUGUGCAUGGCGUUAACCAUUGUCAGCCAGAUCUUUCCACGGGAGAUGAUUCCAGCUGUUCUUCCCCUAAUAGAAGACAAGCUGCAGCAUUCUAAGGAAAUAAUCCGAAGAAAAGCUGUUCAGGCUUUGUAUAAAUUCUAUCUCAUUGCACCCAACCAAGUCCAGCACAUUCAUGAUAAGUUCCGGAAAGCUCUGUGUGACAGGGAUGUUGGUGUCAUGGCUGCUUCUUUGCACAUUUAUCUUCAAAUGGUUAAGGAAAACUCAUCUGGAUACAAGGACUUGACUGCAAGUUUUGUAACCAUACUAAAGCAGGUAGUGGGAGGAAAGCUCCCUAUUGAUUUCAAUUAUCACAGCGUGCCAGCACCAUGGUUACAAAUUCAGCUUUUAAGAAUAUUGGGGCUGUUAGGAAAAGAUGAUCCAAGGACAAGUGAAUUGAUGUAUGAUGUUCUGGAUGAAUCUUUAAGAAGAGCAGAGAUAAAUCAUAAUAUUACAUACGCCAUCCUAUUUGAAUGUGUCCAAACAAUAUAUACAAUUCAUCCCAAGUCUGAACUACUUGAAAAGGCUGCUAAGUGCAUUGGAAAAUUUGUUUUAUCAACCAAAAUUAAUCUGAAGUAUCUAGGUUUAAAGGCUCUGACGUAUGUUAUCCAGCAAGAUCCUAACCUGGCGCUUCAACAUCAGAUGACAAUAAUUGAGUGUCUUGACCAUCCUGAUCCCAUUAUUAAAAGGGAGACUUUAGAGCUUCUCUAUAGAAUUACAAAUGGACAGAAUGUAAUUGUUAUAGUUCAGAAGAUGCUCGACUACUUAAAACAAAGCAAGGAAGAAUAUACUAUCAUCAGGUUAGCUGGCAAAAUAGCAGAACUAGCUGAGAAGUAUGCCCCUGACAAUGAAUGGUUCAUCCAAACAAUGAAUGCAGUGUUCUCAGUUGGAGGAGAUGUGCAUCCUGAUAUCCCAAACAACUUCCUGAGGCUGCUGGCUGAAGGAUUUGAUGAUGGAAAAGAAGAUGAACAGUUAAGGCUGUACGCAGUGCAGUCUUACUUAGCAUUACUAGAAGAGGAAGAUACAUUCUAUCCACAGAAAUUUCUUCAAGUUAUGAGUUGGGUUUUGGGGGAAUACUCUAGCCUCGUUACAGAUGUUGAUCCAGAGAUUAUUUUGAUGCGGCUACAGAGGUUGCUGAAGAAGACUUCUGUUACUCCUGAAACUAAAGCUUGGAUAAUGGCUGCAGUCACCAAAAUAGCAUCACGUACCUCCUGUUCUAAAACAGUUGACAAACUAAUCCAAGAAUUCAGCACCUCUCUAGAUACCUGCAUGAGGCAAUAUGCCUUUGAAUUAAAGCAUCUAUGUGAAGACAAAGUAUUGAUGAAAAAUUUGCUUCCUUUUGAUGCUAGUUGCAAUGACAUAGUGGUAGAUGCUUCCUUGUCUUUCCUGGAUGGGUUUGUGGCUGAGGGACUUGGCCAGGGUGCAUUACCAUAUAAACCUCAUCACCAGAGACAAGAGGAGAAACUUUCUCAGGAAAAAGCUCUGAAUUUUGAACCUUAUGGAUUGUCAUUUGCUUCAAGUAUGUCUUCAUCUGCCUUCACUGGCAGACAGUCCCCCACUGGUUUAUCUUUUGGUUCUGAUACAUCUGGUAACAGCGCUGAGACAGGGCAUAAAGAGACAAAUAGUCUGAAACUUGAUGGAGUGAGGAAACUCUGGGGAAAAGAAGGCUAUCUUCCAAAGAAGGAAAACAAGAUAGGAAAAGAAGGUGAACCUCUGACUGUUCCUUGUGGCAGCUUAUUAGCAGGAAGUGUGGCUGAUCCCCCUGUGUCACAGUCUGAUCAAAUUGCCAGCCUCUCUGAGGAAGAAAAAGAGAAGCAGCAGUUAGCAUCAACAUUGUUUGUUGGGCUAGGAUCAAAUGCUGGUAUCAGUCUGAUGGGGAAGGCAGACAUGGCUACUCAAAAGUUCAAAAGAAAAUCAAAGAUAAAUGAAGCUCAAAAUGCUGAGGAAACAUCAGACAUCCAAAAUAGUGCUGCUUCAACUCUUGGCCCUUUGCUUGAUACACUACCUAGUAACAAGGAAGGCCAUGAGGGAGAUGAACACGCAAGGUUAAUGAAGGCCUCUUUGUGUUCUGCAGAUACUGUGGAAGAUAAUUUAGCAUUUGAAAAACUUCAGUCUUUAAAAAAAUCUGUACCGGAUAACAAACUUUUAGAUAGUAGGCUGUCAUCAUCCUCUUUGUUUGCUGAUAGUAAUAUUGAAAUUUUUUGUCCUUUGCCAAGUACUGAAUGUGAAAGUGCCAGUAAAACUCUCUUGGCCCCUUCCUUACCAGCAGAACUAGCAGAGCUCCCUCACUCUGAAGUAGUGAAACUUUGUCAGAGUGAUGACCUAGCUCUGCAUUUAUGUAAAGUGUGGACAGAUGACUCUUUGCUGCUCACCAUGUUUAUUUCAAAUAACAACACUUCUGCAGUUAAUGCUGUGAACCUAGUGUUUGAAAAAACAGAACAUUUUCAGAUUUUGGAGAGUCCCACCUACCAGUUUUCUGUAAUAAAAGCUCAGAGUGUGGAACAUUGCCAGCAACGUGUGCAGAUGGACAAAGUCUGUACACAGGGAGUUCUUUGUGGCUGCAUUAAUUACCAGUCAGAGAUGGAAACUUGCCUUGAAUUUUCAAUAACUCUAUCAUUGUUGGACUUCAUCAGGCCAAUGGAAAUGACUACAGAGGACUUUGGGAAGCUGUGGCUGUCCCUCUCCAAUGAUGUGAAACAGAAUCUAAAAAUGUCAUCUUCUCAAGAUUCCUUUUCAGCAGCUCUGAGUACACUGCAACAGAAGCUAAAACUCCAUAUAGUUGAUAUUAUAGGUAACGAGGGAAUACUGGCAUGCCAGCUGCUUCCAUCCGUGCCCUGUCUGCUGCACUGUCGUAUUCAUGCAGGGAUGCUGGCUUUGUGGUUCAGAUCUUCUUGUUCUGCUCUUCCAGAUAGUUUGCUCUAUCAGUGUCAAAAGGUAAUGGAAGGAUCCUAAUAAUAAUAGUGCCUGCCUUAAUCUAUGGGUAUAUGAAAAUCAAAUGGAAGAUUUAUACAGUUGCACGAUAGUAACCAAAGCUAAAUAAAGAUACCAAUUCUGAGAAGUAUUGAAAGUUUUCUUCCAACUGGCCUAUGUCAUGUGGACUUGUAGGGACAAAUGAUGAUGUAAAGUAUGCCUGGAAAACCAUGCUCAGGAUUGUACAGUCACUGACAAGUCAUCUGCUAAAGUAUUGUUACCUGUUUAAGUGAAAUGUGUAUUUCUUACUUUUGUUGUAAAUGACUGAAAGUAUUUAUUUUUAUUAUGUAAUUUUUAUAGAUGCCAGCAGUCAUUCCUCAUGGAAACUGUAUAAAUAAUAUGAUUUUAUGGAAAAUGUAUCUCUCUUAUGAGGUCAGACUUGAACAUUGAUCAAGAUCUUCUCAUUUUAUUUUAAGAAUUUUUCUAAAGCUGUUUUUUUAACAGUUCUGGCAAUGAGACCUGUAUUGGUUGUUGUAUGAAGUACCUUAUAUGUAAACAAAUGUAUGAUUUGGAAAUAAUUAUAAGACUUCAGUCAGUAAUACUUUUCCCAUUAUCUUUGACAUUGGCACUUAGGUAUUUAGUGGUAAUAUCUAAGUAAGAUCCUAGUAGAAGACAGGCAUGUGAAAUGGAGACUGUUUAGAAGUACCUCAUGGAGGGUGAUCAUUAAAGGCUUUUUGAGUUUUUGUCUGCACAGAUUCCUUCCUCUUGCUCAGUCAUCUUGCCUCUGCCUUAGGAUGUGCAAUAGUUGCUGAAUCUGUGUGCAUGUCUGAAGAUAAGUUUCACGCAGAUAGUCUGAGAUAACUGAGCUGGGUAGUUAGGUGUUGUCAAUGGACAUAUUCAGAGCUCUCCAGUCUUAAUCCUUUAUAUUUAAUUUGGCCAAUAUCUCUGUCCAUGAAAACUUACAAGAUGGAAACUUUACUUUUAUUUCUCAUUCUAAUUCUUAGCAUUUUUUUUUUCCAAAUGCGAGUGUAAGACUCUGCAAAACUCUGACCGGUAUGGAUUUGGCUAUAUUGUGGGUGCAUGGCUAGGACCUGCUGUAAGACGUAAGAGAUCUAAGUCAGUCCAGCAUGCAUCCUGAAUGUAUCUGGAUAUACCUCACAGCCUCGAAAAUCUACUGAUUUCAAUUUUUUUAGAUAUUAUAUGAAAUAAUACCAUUUACCAUUAUUUACAACUUGUCAUGUUUUUUUAUUUAAAAACUUUCAGAUUGUACAAACAUUUCUCAUAGAUAUGGUAUAAAUGGAUUCUGCAGCUGAACUCUCUCUAUUAACAAGGAAGUUCUUUGUAGUGUUUCAGUUUUAUCAGUUCUCACCUGAUGAACACUGAUUUUUAAAGGAAAAUAUUCUGGUUUUUUUGCUAAAAGUUCGUGAAAUCACAGUAAGAAUACAAUAUGUAUAUGCUGAUAGUUAAGUGGUGUGGAUUUUUUUUUUAAUGCAAGUGGCUUGACUUUAAGACUUAAUCACAGGUACAAUCACAUAAGGAAAGCUCCUUUUUCACUGCUGUUUCAGUACCCUCUUGUUGAGGGAUUUAAAGUGCACUGAACCUGUAAAUAUAUUUUAUGUUCUGCCUACUUUAAUCAUGUUUACUUGACACUUCAAGACAGUUUAUAUAAAUGAAAAUGAUUUGUAGUGGAAUAAUUUCCAGCAAACUCUUUCCCUGGUGGUAAAUCAGACUUGUGUGAUAAAAUUGGACUUCUGUAUUCAUGUGAAAUGUUACAGAAGUAUCUGUUUCUAGCCUGUGCAUUUACACCAUUUCAGCAAUGAGAUGUUGAAUGUUUUAGUGUUUAAAAAGAACAACAAAAGAUGAUAAUGCCUUCUACUGUUCACGUAUUGCUCUUUACAUCCUUUUUCACUGUACUGAUAGUGUAUGUUAUGCUGUAAAUAUGCAGAUUCUAGGAGCAUAAUCAAGUGCUUUAUGCUAAUGUCACAUAAAGGGUUUUGCAGAGAUUUGUACCUGUGGUACAGUCUUUAUUUUCAGGUUGUCCAGCAAAUAUCUUUCUUAAUCUAUGAUCAUCUUUGCAUUUCUUAUAGUUUAAUAAAAUCCAGUUUAAUAAAAAUUUCAGCUUAA